Messenger RNA from Prunus mume (Japanese apricot), 1677 nucleotides. RefSeq names its product grpE protein homolog 2, mitochondrial-like. Lineage: Eukaryota; Viridiplantae; Streptophyta; Magnoliopsida; Rosales; Rosaceae. Gene Ontology annotation, molecular function: protein-folding chaperone binding; protein homodimerization activity; adenyl-nucleotide exchange factor activity. The record is from RefSeq and is a predicted model, not a curated record. Gene Ontology annotation, biological process: protein folding; protein import into mitochondrial matrix. Gene Ontology annotation, cellular component: PAM complex, Tim23 associated import motor.
AUGCUUCUAAACCCCAAAAUGAAAAACCUAUCUUCAAAAACCCAAUUGGAUUUCAGACGAAAAUACCCUCCGAAAGACUGUACUAGUAAUAUCGCAAAUCUCCACAUCAUUAUCUUCAACUUGGAAUUUGUAUAAGGGCAUUGUCGUCAACCAAAAAAUAUCACCGGCAGCGCCCUAAUUUCUCGUCUCUCUGUUUUUCUUUUUCUCCAAGCACGUUCGUUCUCUCUCUCUCUCUCUCUCCCUCUUCGCUUUACAAACUUCUCCUACAAGGCCAGACCAGCCCAAUCUAUAUUGAAACCCAAAUUUUAAUUCUGAUUUUGCCCCUCCAGUUCCUCAGCCAUGUUCGUGUCUAGGGUUUUAACUCGUGCCUCAAGGACCCUCCCCAGGAGCACAAUGCUCUUCGCCGCUCCACAAAAUCAUCACUUGCCAAUCCUAUGCAAUCAGUCCCAAGCUCUGAUCCACGAUUUUUCCAUUAAGUUUUCUCCAAGGCAAGUGUCUCUGUUGCAUCAUUCAACCCCUAGUUCUUCAAUCUCUCAAAUAUUUGGAUUCUCUUCGUCUGCAUCGCCACAGCCUUCAGAAAGGGAGCAUGGAAGUGCUGCAGAGAAUGGUGGUGCUUCCACAAAUGGAGAGCCAGCAAAAGCAAGUGGAGAUGCUAAAGUUUCUGAGCAAACAAAAGAAUCAGGUUACACUUCAGAUUCCCAGUCUAAGAAGUCUCCUUCUGUCAAAAGAAGGAGGGGAGGUACUAAACGAACUGCAUUUUCAGAUUCAGAUUCAGAGGGUGAGGGUGACUUAGGUUUCGAUGAUCUGGUAAAACUUGUGGCUGAGAAGGAAGAACUUCUGAAGCAGAAACAUGAAGAAAUCAAGAGUAUGCAAGAUAAAGUCCUCCGAAGUUAUGCAGAGAUGGAAAAUGUCAUGGACAGAACAAGGCGUGAAGCAGAGAAUUCGAAGAAAUUUGCCGUACAGAAUUUUGCAAAGAGUUUACUAGAUGUUGCGGACAAUUUGGGGAGAGCUUCUUCAGUUGUCAAAGACAGUUUCUCAAAACUUGAUGAGUCUAAGGAAUCUGGUGGAGCUGCACCACUACUAAAAACACUUCUAGAAGGUGUUGAAAUGACUGAGAAACAACUUAUAGAGGUAUUUAGAAAGUAUGGAGUAGAAAAGUUUGAUCCUACAAAUGAAGCAUUUGACCCAAACAAGCAUAACGCUGUAUUUAAUUUAGAAGAUGCUUCCAAGCCUCCAGGCACUAUUGCUGUAGUUCUCAAGCCCGGAUACAUGCUUUAUGACCGAGUUGUUAGGCCAGCUGAAGUUGGUGUAACUACAGCACCAGAGAACAAUGCAACUGAGGAUAAUGCUGGCAAUUGAAUUGCAGCUAACAAAAGAAGUUUCAAGUAACGGCCUUGUGGUAAUAACGUUUCCAAUUUUUUUGAAUAUGUUUGAGAAACUUGAAUGAGAUCAAAUCUUAUUCCUGUGACAUCCAUAAGCUUAUUAUCCAGUUGCAAUUUUUUUUUUCUGCCCAAUCUUUUAUAUAAAUCCUUGUACUAUAAUAUUAUUUAGACGAUACCGCAGAUCUGGUUACUCUAGAAUUUUCAAGUUUAUAAGUAGAGUUUUGAUUUUGAGUUUGUGUAUGGUAUCAAAUGUCACGACCGUCCAUGGUUGCAAGUAGUUGCUUGUGUUUUGGUU